Messenger RNA from Chaetomium fimeti, 675 nucleotides. RefSeq lists its product as uncharacterized. Bases 1 to 675 code for a protein of 224 amino acids. NCBI's taxonomy places the organism in Eukaryota, Fungi, Ascomycota, Sordariomycetes, Sordariales, Chaetomiaceae. The transcript is spliced from 3 exons. The record is from RefSeq and is a predicted model, not a curated record.
AUGGCGAACAAGAUCCAGAUCGCCUACUUGGUCGCCGAUGGCCUCUUCUUGCUCAUGGGCGUCUUCAUCCUCGGCUUUUCCGUCAUUGUCAACAACAUCAAGGAUGAGGUACCAGAAAACGGGAGACAGGCGGCAAGGAACCUCUUGUACCAGGAUUUCCCGUUGACAGCCGGUAUUGUCAACGCCGUCUUCAUCUUCAUCACCUUCGCUGUCACCCUCCCCGGCCUCGCUACCUCGUCUCGCAAAUGGCUCAAGCUCGCGAGCUACAUGGCGGUGGUCUGCCUGAUAUUCAGCAUGAUUCUCGGCCUCUACCUAUGGAUCCAGACCCUCAAGCUGAGGGAUGACUUCGCCCCCCGUUUCACCGCCCAAACUAACGAGAUCAAGAGCCUCAUGCAAGUCGAGUUCAACUGCUGCGGCUACUUCAACAGCAGCCGGCCGGCCUUCAUCACGGACGCGACGUGCCCGAGCAAGGCGGCGGCGGCCAUGGUGCGCGGGUGCGCGACCCCGAUCUCGGGCUUCGCCAACGUCUUCAUCGACAACAUCUUCACGGCGCUCUUCGGCAUCGUCGGCUUCGACGUCAUCUUCAUCAUGGCCACCGCCUGCCUGCUCAAGGACCGCAAGGAGCGCGAGCGGUUCCAGCAUAUCGAUGAGAAGAAUGGGUUUGGGCGGAUUUGA